Drosophila subpulchrella is the source of this 2146-nucleotide messenger RNA. RefSeq lists its product as uncharacterized. The transcript has 5 exons. NCBI's taxonomy places the organism in Eukaryota, Metazoa, Arthropoda, Insecta, Diptera, Drosophilidae. Gene Ontology annotation, molecular function: 5'-deoxynucleotidase activity. The coding region runs from base 371 to 1549 and encodes 392 amino acids. Gene Ontology annotation, cellular component: cytoplasm. The record is from RefSeq and is a predicted model, not a curated record.
UACAAGAACAAAAAGUGCAAGCGAAAAACGACAAUUGUGCAAUUGCUGGGCUGCUGUGCGAAAAAAGAUACAAUUGAAUAAAAGAGCGCGCAACAUUGUUGUUGCCCGAAGGCGGGCGAGAGGAAUAGAAAGCAGAUCAGUGGAUUUAAUUAAAGACAUUCAUCGCUGCAGGAUGAGAGGCGCUUGGUGAUACAGGUCGGAUACUUGACGGCCAUGCAGAAUGCAGACUGUUUGGCUGUUGCAUAAAUUCCUCCAGGCGACCGACAUAUACACAUCACGUGUUUGACUCUGGCUACAAAUUUGUGGCCCACGAUCACGCGCACUCUCCCAUCCACUCUCACUCCCGCCACCGAUCUCUUUUGUGGUCGCGAUGUUCUCUCUGCAGCAGUUAGUCAGAGCGACGGCGAACGGCGGCAGCGAUCUCAGCCGGCUGCUGCGCCACAUAAGCGGCGUGACGUCAGGAACUACAACUACACUGUGCACUGCGGCAGCCACAAAGCACUCUAGUCAAGCGAAGUUGGGCGACAACGACAGUCACGGUUCGCCUUCGCACACAGACGGUCGCAGUCACGGUGAAUCAGAGUCGGAUUUGGAGUCGGCGCACGGCCAGAAUUUGUCAGCACAGCAGUUCGCCAGGAGGAUAUUGCAGCAGCGCAGCCAGGACAUACAGCGCCACAUUCACACGCAGGCAUCCAAGGGACAGAACAGAGCAAAGUCCUCACAGCAGCAACAGCAGCAGCAGACCGCCACCAAGUUUGCCAUGUCAUCGCUAGCGGCGGAACCGCUGCAAUCCCAGAAACAGGAUGAAGUCACGGCCACCACGGGUGGCGAUGUGGAGAACCCGGGACUGGGAGCCUCGUGCCACGAUGUGGCAUCCGCAUCGCCCAGCGCCGGCAAGAAGCCCUGCUUCAGCACGGGCCUCGGCGAGAUUAUCCAGUUCAUGGAGCUCAUCGGCAAUUUGAAGCACACCAAACGAACCGGAUGGGUUUUGCGUGAUGUCAACGACUGCGAAUCGAUUUCGGGCCACAUGUACAGGAUGAGCAUGCUGACAUUCCUGCUGGAUGGCAGCGAGGGACUCAAUCAGAUCCGCUGCAUGGAACUGGCAUUGGUACACGAUUUGGCGGAGAGUCUGGUGGGCGAUAUAACGCCCUUCUGCGGGGUUUCCAAGGACGAGAAGAGGGCAAUGGAGUUCAAGGCAAUGGAAGAUAUAUGCAAGUUGAUCGAGCCUCGUGGCAAGCGCAUUAUGGAACUGUUUGAGGAGUACGAGCAUGGAGAGACGGCCGAAAGCAAGUUCGUCAAGGAUCUGGAUCGCCUGGACAUGGUUAUGCAGGCAUUCGAGUACGAGAAGCGGGACAAUUGCCUUCUGAAGCACCAGGAGUUCUUCGACUCGACGGAGGGCAAGUUUAACCAUCCGUUCGUAAAAAAGCUGGUCAACGAGAUCUACGAGCAGAGGGAUGUCCUGGCCAAGGCCAAGGGAGCAACACCCCCGCCGGCCAUUGAGGUGGAGUGGCCCACGAAACUGGCCAACGGGCAUGACGGCUCAAGUUGAGCGUUAUUCUAGGAACCUGUCUUAGGCUAGCACAUGAACACAUCCUCAUAUAUAAACCACCACCACGCUCUUAAUUUGUAAGCCAAUCCAACUAACAAACGUUAAGCCUACCUCGACACGCUCAUAGCUAGAUCUAACUUUUAACACACUAAUUUAUUGCGAAAGAAAAGGAAAAGAUGUAACCGAUGUGGAGUAGCUAUCAAUUAUUCUGAACAAACAAACAAACACCUGUUGAACACGUCUCCUUAGUUAAAUUUCCUAUAAGUUAAGCGUAAAGUUUGCGGAUCGAGUUUUAUCCAAAUAUUCAAUUGAUCUGACUUAGAGACACAAUUGUACAUAACUAAAACGAAUUGUAGUUUAUUUUAAAAUGACUAUUGACGAGGCGAAUUAUUGUAAAUGUUGUCCUAUAGCAAUUUUAUUCAGCAAGCCGAUCCUAUAAAUCAAAAUGUAAGACCAUAAACAUAAUCAAAAUACUUGAUUUUUUAAUAAUUCGUUGGCACCUGCAUUACUUUUACCCCUGUAUCGAACAAUUAAUAUAACAUUGUGAAUUAGGCAAUAUAAAGAUGCAGUCACGCUUCAGACGUGGCUAAAAGACAA